UUUAACUACAAGAAGUAUACUCAGUUCAAGUAAAGGAUCCACUUCAGGAUUCAGGCUGGGUUGUCUUGAUGAUUAGAAUUCCGGCUCCAAGGAGAAGCCCCAAAGCCAAGGGUAUUGACUAUAACAGAAAGUGGGAACCCUACCUGACAUCUAGAGAAUGUGGACUGGAUAUAAGAUCUUAAUCUUUUCCUAUCUUACCACAGAAAUUUGGAUGAAGAAACAGUAUUUAUCUCAAAGAGAAGUGAUCCCAGGACCUGCUUUCACUAGGAAUCACACGAUUUGGGAGGGUUCUCGAUUCAAGAGAGCCAUUUUCAAAGGACAAUACUGUAGAAGUUUUGGUUGUUGUGAAGACAGAGAUGAUGGCUGUGCCACUCAGUUCUAUGAGGCAAAUGCAGUAUGUUACUGCGAUAAAUUCUGUGAAAGGGAAAAUUCUGAUUGCUGUCCUGAUUAUAAGUCAUUUUGCCUUGAAGAGAAAGAAUGGCCUCCUCACACAAAGCCUUGGGAUCCAGAAGGUUGCCUCAGAAAUGGCCAACUUUAUGAAGAAGGAUCAGUAGUUAAAGAAAACUGCAACUCCUGCACAUGCUCAGGACAGCAAUGGAAAUGUUCCCAGUUUGUCUGCCUUGUUCAACCAGAACUGAUUGAACGUGUCAAUAAUGGAGACUAUGGAUGGACAGCCCAGAACUAUAGCCAGUUCUGGGGAAUGACUCUGGAAGAAGGUUUCAAGUACCGUCUUGGGACCCUGCCACCUAGCCCCAUGCUUCUCAGUAUGAAUGAAAUGACAGCUUCUUUACCUGCAACAACUGAUCUUCCAGAGUUUUUUAUUGCUUCUUAUAAAUGGCCUGGAUGGACUCAUGGCCCAUUGGAUCAAAAAAAUUGUGCUGCAUCAUGGGCAUUUUCUACUGCAAGUGUGGCAGCUGACCGAAUAGCAAUUCAGUCCAAAGGUCGCUACACAGCCAAUCUAUCUCCUCAGAAUCUGAUCUCCUGCUGUGCCAAGAACCGACAUGGAUGCAAUAGUGGAAGCAUUGAUAGGGCUUGGUGGUUCCUGAGAAAACGUGGACUGGUGUCCCAUGCAUGCUAUCCACUUUUCAAGGACCAAAAUGCUACCAAUGAUGGCUGUGCCAUGGCAAGUAGGUCUGAUGGGCGCGGAAAACGGCAUGCCACAAAGCCAUGUCCCAACAACAUCGAGAAAUCGAACAGAAUCUACCAAUGUUCUCCUCCAUACAGAGUGUCCUCCAAUGAAACUGAGAUAAUGAAAGAAAUCUUGCAAAAUGGACCAGUUCAAGCCAUAAUGCAAGUCCAUGAGGAUUUCUUCCAUUAUAAGACAGGGAUAUAUAGACAUGUUACCAGAACAAAUGAAGAAGCAAGCAAAUAUCGAAAGCUCCAGACGCAUGCAGUCAAACUUACUGGAUGGGGCACACUAAAAGGAGCACAAGGACAGAAAGAAAAAUUCUGGAUUGCUGCCAAUUCCUGGGGAAAGUCAUGGGGAGAGAAUGGCUAUUUCAGGAUUCUUCGAGGAGUAAAUGAAUCUGACAUUGAAAAGUUGAUUAUCGCAGCUUGGGGCCAUCUGACAAGUUCAGAUGAACCAUAA
Messenger RNA from Enhydra lutris kenyoni (northern sea otter), 1588 nucleotides. RefSeq names its product tubulointerstitial nephritis antigen. Bases 158 to 1588 code for a protein of 476 amino acids. The record is from RefSeq and is a predicted model, not a curated record. Gene Ontology annotation, cellular component: lysosome. NCBI's taxonomy places the organism in Eukaryota, Metazoa, Chordata, Mammalia, Carnivora, Mustelidae. The transcript has 11 exons. Gene Ontology annotation, molecular function: cysteine-type peptidase activity. Gene Ontology annotation, biological process: proteolysis.